Seriola aureovittata is the source of this 3189-nucleotide messenger RNA. It is a transcript of the gene atat1, whose product is annotated as alpha tubulin acetyltransferase 1. Gene Ontology annotation, biological process: alpha-tubulin acetylation. Gene Ontology annotation, cellular component: microtubule. Bases 331 to 1299 code for a protein of 322 amino acids. Lineage: Eukaryota; Metazoa; Chordata; Actinopteri; Carangiformes; Carangidae. The transcript has 11 exons. The record is from RefSeq and is a predicted model, not a curated record. Gene Ontology annotation, molecular function: tubulin N-acetyltransferase activity.
UUUACAGACAUUACGGUUUUUGUUGCCGGGGAGUGACUCUCAACCAUAGACACAAUGGAGCUGCAGUGACAGUGUAAUUAGCGUGCGCCUGUUGUUGUAACUGCUACAGCAGCGUUGCUUAGUGUCAAUGUUGAAGUUUUGUUGUCUUCGGACUGGUAGCAGCUAGCUGUUGUUUUUGCGCUAACCGUUCAGCUUGGUGAGUGAGAUAGCCCACAGCCCCGUUAGCCAGCCAGCCAGCUAGCUAGCUAAGCACCUGCUGGAACUCUGCUACUGGGGUUCGCUGCUAGAUCUUAGCAUAUAGCUGUCGAGCUAAUCAGGCUGAGUGCUAUUAUGGAGUUUCCUUUUGAUAUUAACCAGUUAUUCACCGAGAGGGUCUCGAUCUUGGACCAGACUCUUGUUGCAGGUCGUAAAUCAGCAGGAAGGCCAGAUCUUCAAGCCCAUAUAGCCACAGUUAUUGAUGAACUUGGGAGAGCCUCAGCAAAGGCCCAACAGCUCACAGCACCUAUAACCAGUGCUUCCAAGCUGCAGUCCCAGAAGCAUCAGCUCUACCUGCUGAAGGAUGGAGAGAGAAACGGAGGACGUGGUGUUGUUGUGGGAUUUCUCAAGGUCGGCUACAAGAAGUUAUUUCUGCUUGACCGACAGGGUGUGCACGUCGAGGCGGAGCCGUUGUGUGUUUUGGAUUUCUACAUAGCAGAGAACUUGCAGCGACAUGGCUACGGAUUGGAGCUGUUUGAUUUCGUGUUGCAGCACAAGAAUUUAGAGCCGGUGCUGAUGGCGUAUGACAGACCCUCUCCCAAACUCCUGUCUUUCCUGGCGAAGCACUACUGCCUGACACAAAGUGUUCCACAGGUCAAUAACUUCGUGGUGUUUGAGGGCUUCUUCCUCAACAGAGAAGCUGCCCAACUGAGAAAGGUUCCCCUAAAAAAGCCGGACGGAGAGAUCAAACCCUACUCUAUAAUGGAGAGAGAAGUGGUACGUCAGGAGCAGAGGGCUCUUCCCUGGCCAUUUGCUCCUCCUCACUCCCCCCAGCGGUCGGUAUCCUCCCAGUGCUCGCACUCCCUCAGUGUGGGAUCCUCCCCCAGCAGGGUGCCCCUUCGAGCCGCCCCAACGUCUGCCCUUGGGGCCAACAGGGACCAGAGCCCACAGUCCCCUCUCGUAGAGCGCUGCAGGGCAAAACGCAGCAGCCAACAGGGUCUAGUUGCCAGAUGCAGCCUGUACAGUCGGCACCUGGACAGCAGAGCUGUUGGACUGCUGGACUCACACCUGCUAGAGUCAGCUGAUGUUGUUUGGAGUGGCUGACCUGGGGUAAAUCCGUCUUCUCGUGCCCGUGUAUUUCCUUGUGUCCUGUUCUUACACUUCCCUCCCACCCAUGUCAGUGCUGACGGAUUAUUUCUAACAUCGACCUGUACAAAGAACCUGUGUAGGUCAGAAUGAGUGUUGACCCCGGCACGUCUAUUUAAAACUAAUAUCCUGAAUGAAUGCUGAUAAAGCAUGACCCAGUGCUGAAGUGGUUGCAGCAUAUUAAACAGCUGUCAUGUGGUAAUAUACUUAUGUAAAUAAACUCCGUUAAACUCCUGUUCCUGCAUGUGGAUCCCACAGUAUCCCUGAUCCAACUCUGACAGCUAAACACGGAUCUGUUCAAUACAUAUUGUAUAUAGAUUUAUAUUUUCAUGGCAUCGCAAAAUAUUGAAGAUAGCAUCAAAUACACUCAGUGAGCACUUUAUUAGGAACAGCACACUAACGCUGGGUAGGUCCUCAGUUCUUCAUGCCAUAGAUCCUCCAGAUGUUGAAACUUUCCUCUGAGACUCUGCACCAUGUUGACAUGAUGCAUCACAUCAUUGCUGCUGAUCUGUCAGCUGUACAUUAGUGCUGCCAAUCUCUUGUUCUACUGCUAAGGUUCACUGAACUCACUGUCAUGUUGAUGAAAGCAGUUUGUGACAUGGAGCAUGAUCCUACUGGAAGGAGCCAUUAGAAGAUGGUGAACUGUGGUCAUGAAGGAUGAACAUGUUCAGCAACAAUACUCAGAUAGACUGAGACAUUCAGACCAUGAUUUAUUGGUAUUAAGAAGAAAACAUUCCCCACACCAUCACACCACCACCACCAGCCUGGACUGUUGACACCAGGCAGGUUGGUCCAUGGAUUCAGACUCUGACUCUACCAUCUGCUGCCUCAGCACAAAUCCAGAUCCAUCAGACCAGGUCUUCAACUGUCCAGUGUUGGUGAGUCUGUGUCCACUGCAGCCUCGGGUUUCUGGUCUGGGUGACAGGAAGUGGAACCUGACGUGGUCUCUGCUGUUGAAGGUUGGACGUGCUUUUCACUCUGAAGCUUUUCUGCUCAGCACAGUUGUAAAAGAGUGGUUAUCUGAGUGACUGUAGUCUUUCUGUCAGCUCCAACCAGUCUGUCCGUUCUCCUCUGACCUCUGACCUCUCUCAUCGACACAGAGAUGCUGCUCACUGGAUGCUUUUUUUGUUGCUCCACUCUGAGUAAAAACUCUAGAGACUGAGUGUGAAAAUCCAGGAGAUCAGCAGUUUGAGAAACACUCAGACCAACAAUCAUGUCACAGUCAAAGUCACUGAGAUCAUGUUUCUCCUCAUUAACUGCAGCUCCUCACCUGGAUCUGCAGGAGGUUAUACAAUAAACUGCUGCCAUGUGACUGGAUAAUUAGGUGAUUGUCAAAUAAACAGGUGAUCAGGUGUUCCUAAUAAAGUGCUUGGUGAGUGUGUUUGUGUUUAUAGUCAAACAACUGUUUGCUCAGUCAGCUUAACAAGUCCAGUAUUAGCCUCAUUAUCUCAAAAAGUUUCCUUGAUGACAGUGUGUGUAAAGUAUAAAUUACAAGACAUUCAUUUUUGGGUGAACUAUCUCUUUAAUGAGUUGUCAUAAUCAGAUAUUGCUUAAUACUAACCUGUGUUUUUUGAGUGGAAAUUUAAAGAUGCUGAACGUUGCCAUUAAACCUUCCCUGGGUGAAUUGCACAUUACUAGAGUCAGGUGCAGUACAGCCAGGCAGCUCUGCUCUCCUUCCUCAUGUGUUAGUACCUUGUGCCUCCUCAGGUAUGAGACCAGUGGUGGAUCAGUCAUACGCACUGGGAUACACAGACACACACAGGUUGGCCAGUAUUCACACACCACUAAGCAGGUAUUUACACUACUGCACUAGACGUUUAACUGUUCAUUGUCAGGGAGGUUAACAAG